AUGCAAAUUUCCACCUUCACCGUCUUUUUCCUAACUGUUCUGGUUGGCCAGACUUUUGCCUCUCCAGCCAGAGGUGGUAAAGCAUCCCAGGUCGCUGGCGGUGCUGCUGCCGGAGCUGCGGCCGGAGGCGCAGCUGGGGCUGCUGCCGGUGCGGCGACCGGUGCCAGCAAGGAGGGUCAACCCUGUACCGGCAGAGUUGACCAGAGAGAUCGUCAGGGAACGUGCGAUGCCAACGGUCGUUGCGGUAUCAACACUCCGCCAAACAUUUUCGAUUCUGUUGCCAGUGAUGACUGCGAAUAA
Colletotrichum siamense is the source of this 300-nucleotide messenger RNA. RefSeq lists its product as uncharacterized. The transcript has 2 exons. The coding region runs from base 1 to 300 and encodes 99 amino acids. The record is from RefSeq and is a predicted model, not a curated record. Lineage: Eukaryota; Fungi; Ascomycota; Sordariomycetes; Glomerellales; Glomerellaceae.